AUGUCCCUACCAUUCAUGUCGCCGGCAUUUCAACUGGGCCCCGAGCAGCUUCGCUCUUGCCUCUCGACCAUCCACACACCGGCUAGCUCAUCCUCCUCAUCUCCACCUGCCUUCUCAAUCGAGGCCCUCCUAUCCUCCCCUCGGUUACCGAUGCCAUUUUCCGGGCUUCCCCUCGACCUCUUCCACGCGACCGCCUGGCCGUCGGCGUAUCCCUUUUUCCCCAGCCAACUCCUUUCCGGCGGCUUCUUCCCCCCGUUUUUGCCGACAUUCCUCGGCGGAAAGCGGAAGCGCCGCCACCGCACCAUCUUCAGCGAGGAGCAGCUGCAGAUCCUGGAGCGAACAUUCACCCAAACGCACUACCCGGACGUCGCCAUGAGGGAGAAGCUAGCCGUGGAGUGCGAGCUGAAGGAGGAGCGGGUCGAGGUGUGGUUCAAGAACCGGCGAGCCAAGGAGCGGAAGCAGAAGAGGGAAGUAACCAAGCAGCCGGGAGCCACCAAGAAUUCCGCUUCGGAUGAAAGCGACCUCGAGAUGUCAGCCGACGAGGACGACACCAAGCCAAAGCGGAAGCGCGUCAAAACCGAUGCCGACCCCCCAUCUAGUCCCCUACCCGCACCAAAGCAGCUCGAGAUC
This is a messenger RNA of Mesorhabditis spiculigera, 630 nucleotides long. The record is from the annotation of a GenBank genome assembly. Lineage: Eukaryota; Metazoa; Nematoda; Chromadorea; Rhabditida; Rhabditidae.